CAGCAUUGUAAUCAUUCAUAUCCUAUUCCUAUCCCUCUAGUCCUUCUCCCUACACUCCAUUCUCCCCACCAUCGCCGUAUUCUUUAGUGCAUGAUGAGCAACGAUUCCCAGCUCCCCAACCCCCCGCAUAUACAAGCCGACUCCAUGCUGGCCCGGCGGUUCGGAAAGGAGACUGUGAACUAUUUCUCCAGCUCCCCAUUGAACCGUCUGUCAUUCCUCCGCGGAGACCAUGCCUUCCUCUCCGCCGCACUCAAGCACCCCUCCACGCGCUUCGUCCUCAUGAAGGACCUCGCGCCACUGACCAAAUCCCCCGCGGAGCCCUACUACGCCAAAUACGACGAGAUCCGCAAAAUGGUCCCCGAGACCAUCUACGACAAGUCCGAAGAGGACAUCAUCAAGGAGUACGACUCACGCAAAACCACCGCAUCCCCAAUCUUCCUCGGUCUGGACGAGACCCAAAAACAGGACGGUCUCGUCUGGAAGAUCUACACCGGAACGCCCUACUUCGCAUUGGACGUGACCCCUCGCCACUCCGAAGAACAGCAAGCCAACUCCAGAGCCGUGAUCGCCGACAUGGAAGCCAAGGGUCUGACCUUCCUCCAGGGCAGAACCAUCAUGUCAUUCCCCGCCAGUGAAGCCGCCAUCUACGCGCAAGCCCGCGCCUUAAUAGACUGGAACACGCGCAACACCUUCUGCGGCACCUGCGGUCACCCCACGAUCUCCGUAAACAGCGGGACCAAACGCGCCUGUCCACCCAGCGACGCCGCCCUCGUCGAGCAAGGCAAACCCGCCACCCGACCCCCCUGCAACACUCGCACCACGAUAUCGAACCUCUCCUUCCCUCGCACCGAUCCCACCAUCAUCGUGGCCGUCGUCUCCGCUGACGCCAAACGCAUCCUGCUCGGCCGCUCGAAGCGCUUCCCUCCCAACUGGUACUCCACCCUAGCGGGCUUCAUCGAGCCCGCCGAGUCCGUCGAAGACGCUGUCCGCCGCGAAGUGUGGGAAGAAGCCGGUGUGACGUUGUCGCGCGUCGUGAUCCACUCGUCGCAGCCGUGGCCGUACCCGGCGAACUUGAUGAUCGGGGCUAUUGCGCAAGUGAGUGAUCCGGCGCAUGAGAAGAUCAACCUCGAGCAUGAUCCUGAGCUCGAGGAUGCGAGGUGGUUUGAGUUUGCCGAGGUCGAGGAGGCGCUGAGGACGGGAACGAGUGUUUUGGGGUCUGGGCCGGGGCCUGAGUAUAAGGAGGGGGCGUUGAGGUUGCCCCCGGCUACGGCUAUUGCGAAUCAGCUUAUUCGGGCGGCGAUUAAUUUGGAGUUUUUGGGUGGGGAGAAUGGGCCGAAGAUGUGA
Aspergillus costaricaensis CBS 115574 is the source of this 1344-nucleotide messenger RNA. RefSeq names its product NAD(+) diphosphatase. NCBI's taxonomy places the organism in Eukaryota, Fungi, Ascomycota, Eurotiomycetes, Eurotiales, Aspergillaceae. Gene Ontology annotation, cellular component: cytosol. The record is from RefSeq and is a predicted model, not a curated record. The transcript has 3 exons. Gene Ontology annotation, biological process: NAD+ catabolic process; NADP+ catabolic process. Bases 91 to 1344 code for a protein of 417 amino acids. Gene Ontology annotation, molecular function: NADH pyrophosphatase activity; metal ion binding.